This is a messenger RNA of Microbotryum saponariae, 2548 nucleotides long. The record is from the annotation of a GenBank genome assembly. NCBI's taxonomy places the organism in Eukaryota, Fungi, Basidiomycota, Microbotryomycetes, Microbotryales, Microbotryaceae.
AUGCCCUCGAUCCCGUCCGUAGCCAUCUCGCGAGUUGAGCCCGACUUCUCCUUCAAGACCCAACCUGCUGCGCUUGCUCGACGGAGAGACAACACCUCGGCACCCAAGGGCAAGCUGUUGAUCAAACUCAUCGCCGCACGACAGAUCUCGGCCCCUUCCUCCGGGUCAAGACCUUACGUCGUCGUCACCUUUGACCAGAACGAGUUCGUCAGUCGGGAACCCGUCCACGAGCAGGAGCGCGAAACGACCGGGUCGGCUAAGCCCAAGACCGAGGCCGCCACCGUACGACUGGCCCAUUCGCCUGGUCCGACCGCUGCAGUCGCCUUGUCGAAGGAGGGUCCGCCACGCACCGACAGCCCUUCCCCCGCUUCGUCGUCGUCGUCGUCUUCAGACGGACUUCCAGCCGCGGCCAUCUCGGCCAACAUGUCACCCAACUCUUCGGCACUUAGUCGAGCAUUGCAUCAGAACGGAGGAGGAGCGAUGUUACACCCUGCACCACUCUCACCGGCACCGAAAACGACGGCGACCCCGAUCGCCCCCGUCGCACUGGCGCCACCCGCGGAAGAGAAUGACGACGCCAAAAUGAUGUCCAUCUCGCAGCCGAUAUCGAGCGAGUUGCUCAGUUUAUCCGCCUGCAACCCUACAUGGAAGCAGGAAGUCUUGUUGUGAGCUGUCUUUCGGUCGAUGUUGGUCGUAUUCUGUCAGCAAGAGACUGAGCUCAUCCUUUGGUUCCCUCGCGCAGCGACGUUAUGAAUGAGAAAUCGGUCGUGCAGGUGCAGAUUUACGAUCGGGCAGUCGAGGAAGAGAUGUUCUUGGGAUUAUGCGAGAUCCGACCAAAACUCGUCAACAACCAUAUCAUUGACGAGUGGUUCCCGUGAGUUCUUUUACAUUUCGGGGCUGGAUCGACAGGCACUGACCUGUUUGGUGUGGCCGAACUAGACUUCGACCGCGGUCAGAGGACGAACUGGUCACAGGAGAGAUUCGGAUUCAGAUCCGAUACGAGAAGUUCGAUGUAAGUCUCCAGGUUCUUUUACUUUGAACUCUUUUCGUGGUGACUGGGAAGCUGACCAGGUUUACCUCCGCUCUUCUUCACCCAGUUCAAGAAGGGUCUGUCCGUACACGAUUUUGACUUUCUACGCAUGAUCGGCAAGGGCACCUUCGGUCGAGUCUUCCAAGUGCGCAAAAAAGACACGAAGCGCAUCUACGCCAUGAAGGUUCUGUCGAAGCGAGAGAUCGUGGCCAAAAAGGAGGUCGCGCACACGAUUGGCGAACGCAAGAUCUUGCAACGGUCGUCGGACUCGCCGUUUUUGCUCGGACUCAAGUUCUCGUUCCAGUCCGAGACGGAUCUAUACCUGAUUAUGGACUACAAGUCUGGGGGAGAGCUUUUCCAUCACUUGCAAAAAGGUUUGUCGUGCCCCUUCUGACCUAUGCCAGUGCACGCACGCAGCUGACCUUCCAAUGUCUUCGUUCACAGAGGGUCGAUUCACGGAGGACCGAGCAAGAUUCUACACGGCCGAAAUCACCUUAGCAUUCGAGCAUCUACACAAGUUCGACAUCGUCUAUCGGUAUGUUGCGUCGAAUCAACUCCUUGCUUUGUAACUUGAGCGCUGACUUAUGGCCCUUGCCGUGUAGUGACUUGAAACCCGAAAACAUCUUACUGGACGCGACAGGGCAUAUCGUGCUGUGCGACUUUGGUCUCUCUAAACCCGACCUGCCCUCCGACGCCCUCACCAACACCUUCUGCGGUACAACCGAGUAUCUCGCUCCAGAAGUUCUGCUCGACGAUCAUGGCUACUCGAAACUGGUCGAUUUCUGGUCGCUCGGUGUCUUGCUAUUCGAGAUGUGUUGCGGUUGGAGUCCGUUCUAUGCCGAGGACACGCAGCAGAUGUACAAGUUGAUCUGCUUCGGCAAGGUCAAGUUCCCUCGGGGCGUGAUCGGUGAAGACGGUAAACAGUUCGUCAAGGGGCUGCUGAAUCGUAACCCCAAGCAUCGAUUGGGGGCGCAACGGGAUACGGAGGAGUUGAAGGAACACCCGUUCUUCAAAUUGAUCGAUUGGGAAGCUCUAGCGGCACGCCAGAUUCCCCCGCCGUUCAAACCUUACGUCGACUCGGACGAAUCGGUCGCCAACUUUGAUCCCGAAUUCACCGAAGCGAACCUGCUCGAGGAAGCGCCCGUCGACGUUCAAUUCGACGAGGACGACCCUUCAGCCGAUUGGGUCGAUACGGCUUCGAGAACACGACCGAGCAUGACGAAUCGAGCGACGCCGAUGGAGAUUCGAGAGAAACGAAGAGCCGCGCCAAACCCCGCCGAUGCAUUGACAAGUAGUGUACAGGAGAACUUCAGAGGUUUUACCUUCUCUGGGGAAGGGGAGUCGAUGAUUCAUCAUGCGGCUGGGUUAUUCGCGACGACACAGAUCCAUCCUCCGUCACCGGAUGGACUGAAGGGUGUGAACGAUGCGGAUGAAUGGGAGGACGAGGCGUUACACCCGACACGCCGCAAUGGGAACAAAACAUCGAACCCCAACGGAUCGGACAUCCUGAUGCGAUGA